UAGGCGGCGGCGGCGGUUGUGCGUACGAGCGCCGCCGAGCGCGUCUCUUUGAAAUCCAUUCAAUCUCGUCCGCCGCCGCCGCGACGGGCGUGGCCUCCUCCAACGUUACCCCCACCCACCGCCGAGCUCUAUAAAUACCACCCGACCCGGACCGGCCGCCGCAGUUGCAGUACACCGUUCUACUCUUUCAGACCACGUCUGUCACUGUAAUCGUAAUAAUAUUAUUUUAUUAUCAUCAUCGUCUAAAAGCGAAGAAUCGAUCGACUGUAUUUUCACUCAUAGCAAUCUUAAAAAAAAUAUCAAAUCGUCGCCGUUUAUAGCGCACAGUGCUCUCGUGUGUGUUUUUUUCGUCGCGUUCUACAGUUUUUGACCGUCUACACGCACCGGGCGUAUAUAUUUCUACACGAGUUCCGUUCGUUUCGUUUUGUUUCGUUUCGUUUCGCUUCAAUUCGACGACAGCGACCAUGAAAUCCAUACCAAUGUGCCGCAAUAACAACAACAGCAGCAGCAAUAACAGCAACAACAACGGAGGUUCGACCGUACCCACGGUGGCCGGCGGCCGUGUGCAACGCAAGCGCGGCGACCUGGAAGACGAGAAGAUCCAAAAGUAUUUGUCCAAGCUCAAGGAUCUGGUACCGCUCAUACCCAAGGACAAGCGGAUAUCCCGACUGGAGGUGAUCCAUCACGUGAUCGAUUACAUAUGUGACCUGGAGGAUAUGCUGGAGAACCACAGGUCGGUGAACGCGGACGCCGUGCACUCGGCCGCCGCGGCUGUCAUGCUUUCGUCCUCGGUGGCCGCUGUCCGGCAGCCACUGGGCAUCAUAUCGACGCCAAACGCGCUGGCCGCCGCCGCCGCAGCCGUCGCCGUGGCCGCACAGCCGCAAUCGUCCUCCGAAUCGACAAUGUCCCCUUCUUCUCGGACACAAGACAAGCUGUCGAGUUCGUCAGACACGAGGGCCGUUAGCUGUUAAACAAAACAAUCGACAAUAAUAUUAUAGAGACAUACUAUAUUAUAUAUUAUUAUAUUUUUUUUCGAAAACAACACACAAUAUAAUAUUAUACUAAACAGAAAAAGAAUAAAAAAAACGUCGCCCAUCCACGCCGCAGCAGCCAGUGACGAGUACCGUACCGAGAAAUACCGUUUGUCGAACAUACAUAUAAUAAAUAUUAUAUACGUAUGUAUUAUAUAUUAUACAAAUACAUAAUAAAUAGAUAUUAUAAAAGUAUAAAUAUAUAUGGAAAGAGAGAGAGAGAGAGAGAGAAUUCGUUAUGUAGACACACACAUUCCAAAUAGAUUCGACAUCUCUCGGGACUCUUAGGUUCCGUUUCGCGGAAAAGUGCGUUUUUCUCACCCCCAUCCCCCCC
This is a messenger RNA of Metopolophium dirhodum (rose-grain aphid), 1365 nucleotides long. RefSeq names its product DNA-binding protein inhibitor ID-1 (gene emc). The transcript has 2 exons. Gene Ontology annotation, cellular component: nucleus; cytoplasm. Gene Ontology annotation, biological process: cell differentiation; negative regulation of transcription by RNA polymerase II; circadian regulation of gene expression. Lineage: Eukaryota; Metazoa; Arthropoda; Insecta; Hemiptera; Aphididae. The coding region runs from base 465 to 971 and encodes 168 amino acids. Gene Ontology annotation, molecular function: protein dimerization activity; transcription regulator activity. The record is from RefSeq and is a predicted model, not a curated record.